Hipposideros armiger (great roundleaf bat) is the source of this 5993-nucleotide messenger RNA. RefSeq names its product glycerol-3-phosphate acyltransferase 4 (gene GPAT4). The record is from RefSeq and is a predicted model, not a curated record. The transcript has 13 exons. Gene Ontology annotation, cellular component: endoplasmic reticulum. The coding region runs from base 933 to 2303 and encodes 456 amino acids. Gene Ontology annotation, biological process: triglyceride biosynthetic process. Gene Ontology annotation, molecular function: glycerol-3-phosphate O-acyltransferase activity. NCBI's taxonomy places the organism in Eukaryota, Metazoa, Chordata, Mammalia, Chiroptera, Hipposideridae.
CGAGGGGUCACGUCAAAGCAGCGUAGACAAAGGGCGGGCGCGCGCACGUCCUUACGCACGCCUGUGCUGGCGGCGGCGGGCCAGGGCGGGCGGAACUGCCAUCAGAGGGAUUUGGGUCCCCGGAGCCUCGCGGUCGCUUUGGCAGCAUGUAAGCAACUUCUUGCCAAGAACCCAGGUCACCGCUGAGAAGGGUCCUUAGGGAGAAGGAUAUCCAAUGCCAGAAGCGUCUGGAAUUACACUCACCACAGGCAGCAUGAGACACUCUGUGCCAGCAUCCGUGUCCCACUGGCAAAGACGGGAGCUCUCCAGGUAGGAGGGUCCUGGAAGCAGCGCGUGCCAGGAGCCUCUAUAGAGGAACAAUGGGGCCAGAUACGAACUCUCUACAAUGAACACAAUAUUCGGCUUAUGAAGGAGUUUUAAAUAAAACAACUGUUUAAUUUCCACAUAUUCAAGUUCAAUACCCUUCUGUGUGAAGUGCCAGCAGUCACCCUCCCCCUCCACAGGAAUUAUCAGGAUUUUUCUGGCACCACAUUGAACUCUUCUUGGUACUUCUGGCAAUGACAGAUCUUGAGGACAGAUUUAUGUGCUAAAUGCUCUUGGGCAGGAGAGAAAGUAAAACUUGUGGAAGCAGCGUGAGGGCAGCGGAGCAGAGAUCCUUCCCUUACUGCUCACUGCCACAGAAACAGGCUGCACCGGAUGCUGGUGCUGAAGACUGACCCUGGCCUUCGCCGGCUGCCGCCUGUGGCCCUUUUGACUACCGUUCUGCUCCCACGCUUUCCACUCAGGCUGGCCAGUGAUUGAACUUUGGAAUGGAGUUUGUUUUCCAUUGGGAACUUGCCUCCUUUCCCAGGCUGGUGCUGUCUGAGAGAACCAUCUGAGGGCCGUGCUUUGUUCUUGGGGAGGGCGCAUCGGCCUAGAGCGGAUCCACCACCAUGUUCCUGUUGCUGCCCUUCGACAGCCUGCUUGUCAACCUUCUGGGCAUCUCCCUGACUGUCCUCUUCACUCUCCUCCUUGUUUUCAUCAUAGUCCCUGCUAUUUUUGGAGUCUCCUUUGGUAUACGAAAGCUCUACAUGAAAACUUUGUUAAAAAUCUUUGCGUGGGCGACCUUGAGAAUGGAGAGAGGCGCCAAGGAGAAGAACCACCAACUCUACAAGCCCUAUACCAAUGGAAUCAUUGCAAAGGAUCCCACUUCACUAGAAGAAGAAAUCAAAGAAAUUCGUCGAAGCGGUAGCAGUAAGGCUCUGGAUAAUACUCCAGAGUUUGAGCUGUCUGACAUUUUCUACUUUUGCCGGAAAGGAAUGGAGACCAUUAUGGAUGAUGAGGUGACAAAGCGAUUCUCAGCCGAAGAGUUGGAGUCCUGGAACCUGCUGAGCAGAACCAAUUACAACUUCCAGUAUAUCAGCCUUCGGCUCACUGUCUUAUGGGGCUUAGGAGUGCUGAUUCGGUAUUGCUUCCUCCUGCCACUCAGGAUCGCGCUCGCUUUCACAGGGAUUAGCCUUCUGGUGGUGGGCACAACCGUGGUAGGAUACUUGCCAAACGGAAGGUUUAAGGAGUUCCUGAGUAAACAUGUUCACUUAAUGUGUUACCGGAUCUGCGUGCGAGCUCUGACAGCCAUCAUUACCUACCACGACAGGAAAAACAGGCCUAGAAACGGUGGCAUCUGUGUGGCCAAUCAUACCUCUCCUAUUGAUGGCAUCAUUUUGGCUAGUGAUGGCUAUUAUGCAAUGGUGGGUCAAGUGCACGGGGGACUCAUGGGUGUGAUUCAGAGAGCCAUGGUGAAGUCCUGCCCUCACGUCUGGUUUGAGAGGUCUGAAGUGAAAGAUCGCCAUCUAGUGGCCAAAAGACUGACUGAGCACGUGCAGGAUAAAAGCAAGCUGCCCAUCCUCAUCUUCCCAGAGGGAACCUGCAUCAAUAACACAUCGGUGAUGAUGUUCAAAAAGGGAAGUUUUGAAAUUGGAGCCACGGUGUACCCUGUUGCUAUCAAGUAUGACCCUCAAUUCGGGGAUGCCUUCUGGAACAGCAGCAAAUACGGGAUGGUGACAUAUCUGCUGAGGAUGAUGACCAGCUGGGCCAUUGUCUGCAGUGUUUGGUACCUGCCUCCCAUGACCAGAGAGACAGAUGAAGAUGCUGUCCAGUUUGCAAAUAGGGUGAAAUCCGCCAUUGCCAGGCAAGGAGGACUUGUGGACCUGCUAUGGGAUGGUGGUCUGAAGAGGGAGAAGGUGAAGGAUACGUUCAAAGAGGAGCAGCAGAAGCUGUACAGCAAGAUGAUUGUUGGGAACCACGAGGACAGGAGCCGGUCCUGAGCCCGCGCCUUGCGCUGGCUGGACCGACCAUGCCCGAAAUCCUGGGCGGAGCCAGCCGGAGCCGCCACUGCUGCCUUCCUUCCAGACUCGGGCCUCCGGGCUGCUCUGGACCCCUGGGCUUGCUGUCUGAAGUGAAUGCUGCAGGGCGUUGCUGCCCAGGACGAGAGGCCUUCUUGUUUCUUUUACGACAAGCUUGUUGGAGGAAUGCCAUUAAAGCCAACUCUCCACCCGUGCGCACGCGGGGCUGAGUGGUUGGGGAGAAUCGGCCCCAUUCCCGUACUCGGGAACAGUAGGACACAGUAGGUGUUGGUCUGUUACAGAUGCCCUCGUGCCCGGGCCUUGGCUGGGAGAAGGGGAGGCACUGAGAGGCGGUGUGGCUUGCCAGCCUAAACAUGGCCCCCCCAGCCUCCCCCAGCCUUGGAGCUCUGCAGACUUGAUAAAAAUAAAACUUGUCUGCAGGGGCUUUCAGCAAAAUGAAGUUUUAAAUUCUCAUGCAGUCACCAAAGGGGAUGAAAAGAGGCAGGAUGGACCACUGGCUAGUGUGGUAAGAAGCAAGAAUCAUUUUUCACUUUUAAAGUCCAGUGCUAAUCCUGAACUCCCAUGUGACUUGCUCUUUGUUAACACGUGCCUCGAUUUCCCCAUCUGACCUGGAUCGGGAGGGGAAGGGUGGUGAUACCUACCUCACAGGGUUGUUGUGGGGAUGAACGCGUUACAAUGAGUGAAGGACAGUAAAGCUCAGUAUUAUAAGUACAGGUCCCUGAGAUGUGGCAGGACCAGGUCUGAGCUCUGAGCUCCUGCCCAGGGCUUGGGAGUUGUUUUGUGAGUAAAUAAAAUUGUCUUUGAUGGUGAAUGAAUUGAGGGGUUUUCCCCUUCACCCUUUCUCCCCUAGAUGUAGCCCUAAGCAACCUGUUUCCUAUCAGUCACAGAACAUAACCCCCGGGGCUGGAGGGAGUCCAGCUUGACUUCUGAAUGGGGGGUGGUAUUGUUCAGGAGAAGGUAAACUACUCAUAUAGCGAAUGGCUCGUUUAGAAUCCCCACCACAGACUGAGACGGGGAUUUCUACACAGCUGGGUGCCGUGGGAUUAGAGGUAUGUGAUGGGGCGUGGUUUAUUGAGCUGGGGGAAGGGGAUGGGGGGCAGUCUGUAAGGACAGUAGGAAGCCGUGAGGAGAUGCAAGGGCGAGGUAGGAGCGGAGGCCCUGCAGUAGUGAGGGUGGCAGGAUGACCUGUGGGUAUUUGGUGCACCGUGGGCUUCCAUACAGCCAGAGGGAAACGGCAGGCUUGCUGGCCGCCUGCACCUGCCUGCAGUCACGAAAGGCAGAUCCAAAGCCAGCCGCCCUCACCGCUCCUUAAUUCUAGGGCCCCUCAGUUUCAAAUCCCUCAGGCAAGAGUCGCCGCACCUCUGCCAUUUAUCCAUUUAGCCUUACCCCUUCCCUCCGUCAUGGCACCGUCACCACACCUUUCACGAUCUUGGUAAGUGUCCCCUCUAAGGCCACCCCUCUAUCCUGCGACGUGGGGAUGUGGGCGUGAAGCCUGCUCAGGAGAUGGCUGGACUGGUAGCACUUGUCUCACCUGACCUUAGCGUGACUCUCACGCUAACUGCCGUCCUGUUGCGCUGCCUCCCUGAAUAGCCUCCCGUUUCCUCAUACCUGCCGUACUGCUGACCGUGAAAAAUGCUUUUUCCUCUUAAAUAAAAAACUAUCAUGACUGUAAGAACAGCCUCUUAUGAACUGUUUUACAAAAUAAGAGUAAACAGUGGUUUUCAGCCUUUAUAAGUAAUACCGUGUUUAAAAGCUAUCUGGAAUGAUCUUUAAAAACAGGUCUUGAAAACCAAGUUUCCUUUAAAAAAAAACAACUGCUGAUUAGUACAUUUAUUUCAUGAUUUUCAACAAACCUGUCUGUUGAUGACUUAACAAGUAUUGCAGGAACCUGGUUUAGAAUCACUGCUAUGUAAAGAAAUAUUUGUGGAGACUAAGCAAUGAUUAUUUUCCUUUUGCUAAGUGAGGAGAGGGGAUGUGAAUUACACUCCUUCCCCCCAAAACGCUCUUAAAAUUUUAACUCGGUGCUUGUUAUAAGCAUGCAGACUCAUCAGACUGCUCCAUUCUUUUACUUGGGGACCCUGUAGGCCUCGAACUUACCCAUCAGCCAAAAUGUUUGGUUUGGGAUGACCGAGUUGGUCUUGUGUGGUAAAACCUCAUGGCCCUUAGGAAUAGCAACAGAAAGGCAUAUGAAGUACAAAACACCUGUACACUCGCUCCUGUGACCCCAGCAGAGAUGAGGACACUCUUGGAGUAAAGCCAAGUGGCAUUAGUUAGUGGGAUGAGCACUGGCCAACUUCUAAUCCUGCUUCCAAACCUGCUACCCCUCCUUUGUUGUUUGACUUUGUUUCCCUGUCUCUAAUCCUCGAUCCAUAACCAAGGACUUGAGCUAGAUGAUCUUUAAGGCCCUUUCCACCUCUGCAGUUUCUGUAAUUUUUAAACCUAUACAUAGUUCAAACUUUGGCUUUAAGUUCUAAAGUCAUCUGAGUUCAGAAGUAAAAAGUCAGUUUAAAGCCAUUUGCUGUCUCCAAAACAGUGGGGCUAGUGACACUCCACUCCACUAGAGGGUGUUGCACGUGUGAAGGACAGUCCUCAGUGUAUUAGGUGCUUGUGGGCCUGGGUGGGAUUGACUGGAUCCUGGAAAGACUUUUCACUCAAACAUGAGGUUUUUUUUCCCCCGCAGCCAGUCAGAGAAGGAACUUUCUAAAAAGGCCUGUGCAGCUCCCCUGCCAGAGGAAGCUUAAUAGGAAACUGUCAGCCCGGCCAGAGCUCAGCAAACUAAGCUUGAUGGAGCAGUUUGAGAUGACAUCCUUGUGACAUAGUAGAACCAACUUUGGAACUUGGUUCUUUGCUUAAUGUCAGACCCCACUCCCUGUUGCUGACCUUCAGAGAUUAGAAGAGGCUUGCUGUGAAGUGAUGGGGAGUGUUCCACUGAGCCCUGAAUUCCCAGACCAGACCAGUGACGAGUCCUCGAGCACCGUCCUGUUUUCAGCCCUUCACAGCAGCGCCUACCAAUGGUGGGCUCAAACUGUUGUCCUUCAGAAGUCUGGGAUUAUAUCCUGCCAUUUCCUUCCUGGAAUUGACCCCAAACUCAGUGGUCUGUGGGAUAAUGCUUCCCACUCUCCCUGAUACAUGAGAGAGUCCACCGUGUCAUAGGUCCCCUCCACCCGUUGUGCAUGUGGGGUGGCCAGACUCGGUUUCUCCAGUUGCACUCGCCCUGUGUGGCCUGGGACAUUGGGGCUGGAAGGGCAGCUGCAUGCACACUGACUCUUGGACAGGUUAAGGGACGACCAUCCAACCAUCCAUCUUCCAUUGCACUAACACCCCCUCUCCCCCCAGUCAAUAUGUCUCUCUCCGAUGGGAAAGUUAAUAAAUUUUGCUCUAGAUUAAAAGUAUUGAUCAUUUCAUUUGUAAACGAUAAAUAAAAAGGGGGAACUUUUCAUUGCACCAGGGGUAGCGUCUGGUGUAUUUUGCUGGUGGAAUUGCGCUGGCUGCCGGGGGGGUAGGCUUCUCAUAUGCAUUCUGGCUGGCCAGCCGCAUUGAUUUCCUAUUAGUCUCCCAGCACCACCCAGUAACACAUCAUUUCAGUACCGGCUAUUAAUGGUCUUUUGAUAAAUAAUCACUUGUAAGUCAAUAAAUUUUUAUUAAACAGUG